This is a messenger RNA of Penicillium lagena, 1047 nucleotides long. RefSeq lists its product as uncharacterized. The coding region runs from base 1 to 1047 and encodes 348 amino acids. The transcript has a single exon. Lineage: Eukaryota; Fungi; Ascomycota; Eurotiomycetes; Eurotiales; Aspergillaceae. The record is from RefSeq and is a predicted model, not a curated record.
AUGCCAUCCCCCAGUGUCAGCGUAACCGCAUCCUCCAAACGCUUCUGGGACUCAUCCACACCCGCCGGCAUCGUGAUCCCAUCCGAAAUGGCCUUCCCCAAGGGCAGCAAGCCACCGACCACCCAAAAGAACUACCACAAGAGCUCCAUUGCCGCAGCGACCAUCAUGACCGUGGUCACUCUCGCAGCCAUCAUCUUCCUGGUGGUGUGGUACGUCCGCCGCGCGCGACGAGAACGCCGCCAGCGCGAAAGGGAAGAGUUGAAUCUUAAUGCUCUCGGCCCGUCGACUUUCACUCUAGCAGAGGAUACGACCAAGGUGCUUGAUGACUUCCUUAUGAAAGAAGAAGACCAGCAGUCCGAGCGUGCGUCUAUCAUGUUUAGUCGGAGCCGCUCGCCAUCUCUCACUUUCGUCGUCGAGGAGACAGACCGCCGCAGCUCGAUGGCCCGUCUGUAUCGUACGAGUAUCGAUGCCUCGGCGACUAGUCUGAGCAAGAACGAGGCUUUCUCGAAACGCAUGUCUACCGAGGGCACAGAGCGACCUAGCAUGUCAACAUCAGACCGAUACACACCCUCCUCGCAGAAUCUCUCCGUGCAGCAGCAGCCGUCCAGCCCAGUCUCGCGACUCUCGCAGUCGUCCACGGUGCCUCUGACCGAAUGCUCGUCGCAGCUGUGCGAUAUGGCCAACGGAACGAAAGAAGGCAUGACCCCCACAAUCCUCAGCCGCGAAUCUGGCAGCUCCCGUACCUCGCGCUCAACAGAGCAGAGAACACGUCCAUCCGCCAGCGAGACCCUCUCGCGCGCAUCUGAGGCCUCAGUGGAACCAGGCAGCCCGUGGUCGUUGCAGUCCGUUGCAUGGAUGUUCGACGAACCCGAGAAACCGCGCAGAGCCCAUGCAGGAAGCUCUCGAGGAAGAGGAGGAUCAGGUGAAUCGGCGAGGGAUAUUCGGGGCGUGAGUAAUUCUUCUUCUCGUCCCGGCUCGGGACAGUCGUCGCGGCGGUCUACGGUUGGGUAUCCUGCUUCGCCUCUGUCGCAGUCUUUUGGCAGUUGA